GAAUAGAGUCCUACCAGAUUAUUUUGAGGUCUGCCCAUCACAGCUGCUGUGUUUGCAGGAGCAGGCGCUUAAAACCUUCCUUCACUCAGCUUCUGUCUACUCCACUGCUUCUGCUGUGACUAUAAGAAUGGAGAACUGUAGCCAGCCUGCAGAUGAACAGACCCUUGACAGUGUCCCUAUUGUAGAUGUUACCCCUGAUCUCUCUGAGGACCUGAGUAAGCAAUUAGAGGAGAUCAUCAAUUUUUAUCAGGCAGCUGAGAAGGCAGAAGAUAAUGACGAGCUGGAAGAAGAGACAGUCACAGACACCAAAGAGUCUGGAAAGGCAAAGGACCCCAGGCUAGAAAAGAAAAUGCUUAAAGGCCUUGGGAAAGAGGCCAUGCUUCUUAUGCAAAGCCUGAACAAGCUAGGUACUCCUGAGCAGAAACUGGAAGCUCUUAUAAAGAAGCAUGCAGAGCUGCUUGAAGAGUACCGCUCAGAUCAGAAGCAGCUGAAGAUGCUGCAGAGGAAACUGCUGCAGGUGAUGAAAGAGAAAGACCAGCUGCAGAGUGAGCACAGUAGAGCAGUGCUGGCCCGGAGUAAACUUGAGGGGCUUUGCAGAGAGCUGCAGAGACAUAAUAAGACACUCAAGGAUGAGACACUUCAAAGAUGCCGUGAAGAUGAUCUAAAGAGGAAGGAGAUCACUACUCAUUUCCAGAACACACUUACAGACAUCCAGGCCCAAAUCGAGGAGCACAGCAAUCGCAACAACAAACUGUGUCAGGAGAACAGUGACCUGGCUGAAAAACUCAAAAGCCUCAUUGCUAAAUAUGACCAGCGAGAGGCGAAUCUUGAGAAAGUGUUUAAGCAUAGAGACCUACAGCAGAAGUUGUUGGAGACCAAACUUGCUCAGGCAAAUGCACUGCUGAAAGAUGCUCAAGAAAAGCACAAGAUGGAGAGAGCACAUUUACUGAAGCACACCACUGAAGCCAAACUACAAGUGACACUUAUGAAAGAGCAAGAAACUAACAUGAAGGCCCAGCUUGAUGUGUAUUCUGAGAAGUUUGAUGAAUUCAGAGGAGCUGUGUCAAAGAGCAGUGGUGUUUACGCCACGUUUAAACAAGACAUAGAUAAAAUGGCAAAAAAGAUGAAAAAGCUGGAAAAGGAGGCCAGUUCCUGGAAAUUACGCUUUGAUGGUUGUAAUAAAACUCUCAUUGAAAUGGUUGCAGAUAAAGCAAUGAAGGAGAAAGAGUUUGAGCUUUUUACUCUAAAGAUACAAAGAUUGGAGAAUCUCUGUAGAGCCCUGCAGGAAGAAAGAAGGAGUCUCUAUCAGAAGCUACAGGAAAGCCAACCACCUGAAGCUGCAGAAGACACAGCAACUAAAGUGGAGGUAGCAGAAGAAAUAAAAAGUGUCCAUCAGGAAGGAAAGAGCCACGAGGAUGCACUUAGUGAACCCAGUGCUGCUGCAACACUUACUAAAGAAUUAGAGAAUCUGAAGUUGGAAAAGUCCAGACUUGAAGAGGUGGCAGCAACGUUUACAAUAUCUCAUAUCUGUGAGCAGACAGCUCAAGCAGAAGCUAGUGAGGUUUCAGAACACUCAAAGAGUUUACAAGUGUCCCAAGAAACUGCAGAGGACACCACUGAUCUGGAGUGUCACCCUGAAGAAGAGAUAACUCUAUCCACAGAAACAUUGUCUGAUAAAAAUCAAGAGAUUAGAGACAAAGAAAUGGAGACUGUUGACUAAAAUAUUAUUUAAAAAACAUUUUAUUACAUACUAAAGAAUCUGUCAUCAUUUAUCAAAUAAACAAGUUUUUCAAGUGACUACAAGUGUUUUGACUUUUUAAUUUUUCAUACAGGAUAAGUUAAAUGUAGCUACUUUAUAUUCGUCAACUGCAAAUAACCAUCUGUUGGAAAGCUCAGCUGCAAUUUACUGUUUCUGAAU
Silurus meridionalis is the source of this 1918-nucleotide messenger RNA. It is a transcript of the gene txlnbb, whose product is annotated as taxilin beta b. The record is from RefSeq and is a predicted model, not a curated record. Gene Ontology annotation, molecular function: syntaxin binding. NCBI's taxonomy places the organism in Eukaryota, Metazoa, Chordata, Actinopteri, Siluriformes, Siluridae.